Molecule: messenger RNA, 1230 nt
Organism: Chenopodium quinoa (quinoa)
Lineage: Eukaryota; Viridiplantae; Streptophyta; Magnoliopsida; Caryophyllales; Amaranthaceae
Product: protein FAR1-RELATED SEQUENCE 3-like
Exons: 1
Coding region: 1-1230 (409 amino acids)
Biological process (GO): regulation of DNA-templated transcription
Source: RefSeq, a predicted model, not a curated record
AUGGAUACAAAUAAUGAUUCGAGUAUGGUUAAAUGCGGUUGCGAGAGUGGUUUGGGUGAUAUUGGUAGUAGGGUCAGGUUUAUUGGUAAUAGCUUCCACGAAGCGGCGGGUUUGGAAGAAAUUGUUUGUGAUGAGGGAAGGUCUGAUCAUUUCGUCCUAGAUGACAGGCAAAGUAACCCGGAUGAAAGAGGAGUGACUCCUACUGGGUCACAAGACCAGUGCCAUUUAAACACAAUGGAGAUUUUUGGAACAGUAGAGAAUAGUUAUCAGUUAAGUGUUGUUAGUGAUGUUGAUGAACCUAAGGUGGGAAUGCUAUUUCAGAAUUGGCUUGAUAUGGAAGCGUUUUACAAAGAGUAUGCUGAACGAAAAGGAUUUGGAGUAAGUAGAGUCCAAGUCGUGUUUUCCAAGGGUGUCAUACGCAUUAGAACUGCGAUGACUUGGAGGUGUGAGUGUUGGGGUACACCUAACAUGCGGGCAGUAAGGGAAGCAAAAAAAAGGGCGAAGGCUAUGGGUGUAAGUGGGUGUGGUGGCGUAGUAAGUGGAAAGGUAUGUGAUGUUGAGUUAAAUCGUAGAAAGAGGAAGUCUAAGAAAUGUGAAUGUGGUGCGAUGCUGUAUGGAAGCGUUAAUCAAGAGAAGGAGUGGGUGGUGAGGAAAGUAGUACUAAAAUAUCACAACCACAACCCCAUUCCUAGUCAAUCUCAGCUGGUGAAGGAGUAUCGGAUGAAGCAAUUGACACCAAGGGUUAGGAGGAAUAUAUUGAAAUAUUAUGAUGAGGGUGUUCCUAUGAAACAGAUUCAUGCGUGCAUGGACUUGGGUUGUAACGGGUCCGGUAACAGUACAUUAACUGUAAAAGACCUAAACCAUGAGGUGUACAAAGAAAGGGGGUUGAAGAUGGUUGGGGGAGAUGCAGCUGCUAUGCUUGGUUAUUUUGAGAAAAUGCAGGCCACAACCACCAACUUCUAUCAUGUUCAACGUGUAGAUGACCAUGGGCGUUUCAAAGACGUUUUCUGGGUUGAUGGUCGGAGUCGGGCUGCAUAUGCAGAGUUUGGAGAUGUUGUAUGCUUUGAUGCAACGUAUUUAACAAAUGAAUACGAUCUACCGUUUCUUAAUUUUGUUGGUGUUAACCACCAAGGGCAAUCAUUAUUAUUGGGAUGCGCAUUGAUAUUAUGCGAAGAUUGUGAUAAUUUCUUGUGGAUAUUUAGACAGUGGCUUAGCAGUAUGGAAAAUUGA